GUUGGUUUGGUUUGUCGCUACGUGCAAAUGGAAUGACGUGUCGUGCUGGUAUUGGUAGUUACGUUCAAGUAACGCGACCAAGUCUGACAUUUCCUUACGCGGGUGAAAGAUUGGCGUCACGAGGGAUUGCCGCGAGGCGACACGUCAACACGGAGGCUGAGAUGGCUCCGCAAGCGGUUUGGCCCACAUGCUUUUUAAGAAUUACGCGUAUUAGUACGUUGAGCCCAACAGAAGGAAAUAAGGUAAGGAAAUAGCCCAUUCUUUGUUGGUACCCAAUCGAAUAAAAAAUGGGCCGGUCAAUCAACUUUUUCAUGGGCUCCAAAAGCUCUACCUCUUUCUAUUCUCAGAUUUCCAGCCUCGUGAAGUUCUCAUUCAUGUUUUCGGGCAAUAAGAGGAUUCUCAUUUCCAUUUGUGAAAAUUACAUUUUCACCACUCUUAACAGUUUCCGUUGGAAAAAGGGAACUCAAUGCUCGAAAGAGCGGAAAGAAAGAAGGCCGAAUCUUAUCGAUAACAGAACACUGUAUUAACGACUAGCGACUAGCGAGUAGGAAGGAACUCCAAAGCAGAACUUCUCCCUUCUUCUUCUUCUUUGCUUGGGUAUUCUCUUGCAUUAGGGCGCGAACCGUUGGUUCAAUUAUGAAGCCGUUAACGAUUUCUCGCACCAAACCCUCUCUUCUCUCCUCCAAUCCCUUCUGCUCUCCGUCUCUGACCUUCAAACUUCCCAUUAUAUCCCGGCGGUCCGUCGAUUUUCGCUGCGAAUCCCUCCGUCGCAGUGACACCGGGGAGGAUUCUAAUGGGGUUUCUCUCAGGCGAAGGAAAAUGCUUGUUUCCUUAUCCACUCUUCCUUUCGUAGUUGGUCUCCAAUAUUCAUUAGAUGGGUUCAAUGCUGCCAUUGCUGCCGAGUCAGGCGAGGGCGCCUAUCUGCUAGUGAAGGAAGAGGUAAGGAAGGUGGUGUCGAAGAGCAAGGCUGCCGGUGUGCUUCGUCUUGCUUUCCAUGAUGCAGGAACCUUUGAGAUUGGUGGGAAAUCAGAAGCUACAGGGGGUAUGAAUGGUUCUAUAAUCUAUGAGCUGGACAGGCCUGAAAAUACAGGGUUAAACAAGUCCGUGAAGGUUCUGGCAAAGGCGAAAAAUGUUGUGGAUGCGAUGCACCCAGUAUCCUGGACAGACAUGAUUGCUCUUUCUGGCGCGGAAGCAGUUUCAAUCUGUGGAGGUCCCACAAUCCCACUUCAGAUGGGCAGAAUGGAUUCAAUGCAACCUGAUGCAGAGGGGAGACUUCCUCAGGAAUCACUCGAUGCUGCUGGUUUGAAGCAGUGCUUUCAAAGAAAAGGCUUUUCUACACAGGAACUUGUUGCACUAUCUGGAGCUCACACUCUUGGUAGUAAAGGCUUCGGGGACCCAGUUGCUUUUGAUAAUUCUUACUAUAAGAUUCUUCUGAAGAAGCCAUGGACGUCCCCAGGUGGGAGUUCGAGCAUGAUUGGGCUUCCUUCUGACCACGCACUUAUGGAAGAUAAUGAAUGUUUAAGAUGGAUCGAAUUGUAUGCGGAUGAUCAGGAUGCAUUCUUUCAAGACUUCAAGAAUGCAUACAUCAAACUCGUGAACUCUGGUGCAACAUGGAAAGGCUCUUAGCAAAGUUUUGAUAAAUGAUCUUGCGUCCUUGAAAAGUUUCAGGCUGAAUUAGUGAGGAAUGGAGUGACAAGCAAAGCCUGGAGCAUAUCCUUGGUGGUAGUACUAGUGCCAGAUUUGGUGUAGCCAUCAGCAUCCUUUCUAUAACCAUACAUAUAUUGCUUUCUCUAUACUUCAUUUUACACAGAAGGCACAAAACCUUGCCAACUAGUACAUAGUGAUUAGGGAGGAAAUAUGUCAUCCUUCCUAUAGUAAUUAAGCAUUAAUUAAAGAAACAUUAUAGAAAUGAGGACUCUGUAACAAGGAUGUCUGUCUUUUUUCCCCAGGAGGUUUCCUUUGGCAUUGUCAUCCUUUCAAGACAUUGCAUAAAAUGCUAUUCGAAUCAAGUGCAAACUAUGCUUCCUUCUAACCCCAGUUCCAAAAUACUCAGCCAUAUCAAGAUUCUCAUGGGUAAUUCGGAUAGGAAGUUUCCCAUCAAAAUGAUAAAGUAGAUUUGUCAAUAUCAGUGUCACAGUAGCCUAUCCAAGUGACAUUCCGGGACACAUCCUCCUUCGAUAUCCAAAAGGGAUGAACUCUAAGUGAUUUCCCUUGCAAUCACUCGGAUGAUCAAGGAACAUUUCUGGAAAGAAUUUAUCACUCUCCAAUAACAAGGAUCUCAACCGAUUGUCCAAGCAUUGAUGAUAACUUUAGUUUGUAAAGGAAUCUCAUAGCCAAGGAUCUCCACCCUCUCCCGAGCUUCUCUCGAAAGAAGUACAGGAAGUGCAUGGUGCAAUCUUAAACUCUCUUGAAUAACUAAGUCAUGAUAAAUCAGAUUAUGAAGAUCUCCCUCGUUAACAUUUCUUUUACCCCCAAAUGUUUGUCUCACCUCAUCUUGUGCCCUUUACAUCACAUUUGGAUUUUUCAUCAAUUCAUACAUGGUCCACUCCAAUGUUGUUGCACUUGUUUCUGUACCGGCAAAUAACAUGUCCUCAAGAACAACCACAGUAAAAUCUAAUCAGAAAG
Molecule: messenger RNA, 2625 nt
Organism: Linum trigynum
Lineage: Eukaryota; Viridiplantae; Streptophyta; Magnoliopsida; Malpighiales; Linaceae
Source: the annotation of a GenBank genome assembly